This is a messenger RNA of Salvia hispanica, 1839 nucleotides long. RefSeq names its product dihydrolipoyllysine-residue acetyltransferase component 2 of pyruvate dehydrogenase complex, mitochondrial-like. Gene Ontology annotation, biological process: pyruvate decarboxylation to acetyl-CoA. The record is from RefSeq and is a predicted model, not a curated record. Gene Ontology annotation, cellular component: pyruvate dehydrogenase complex. Lineage: Eukaryota; Viridiplantae; Streptophyta; Magnoliopsida; Lamiales; Lamiaceae. Gene Ontology annotation, molecular function: dihydrolipoyllysine-residue acetyltransferase activity.
ACCCACCCCAGACGGCCUACCUUUUUCGACUGGUGAAAAGCCAACCCCAAAACUCCAUUUAAUCGACGAUUUGAUCUUUCAAUCGGAGAAGAUUUAGCCCUAUUCCGGCCACGAUGUACUCCGCUCGAAUUGCGCAUCACGCGAAAAAGCUCAGACAAGGCUCCAAUCUUAUACGAGGUCGGGCAAUCUAUGCACGCUCUUUUGCAAGUGAUGUGGGAUCGGUUGUCAAAUCAGAUGAUAUUCCAAGACAUGGUGGUCUUGGAGCGAUUGACAGGAAUGGCUGUCGAAAGUUCUCCAGUAUUGGUUCAUUCAGCCCCAAUCACGUGCCAGUCAGUAAAAUGAGCAAUGGAAAUGCUUUCUGGACAGCCAGGAAUACUGCACCAGCAAUAGGCGUGAACUACAACAGCCAAUCUGAAAGAAGUGCCAGACAGUUUUCAACAGAUUCAGGUCUUCCACCACACAUUGAAAUUGGAAUGCCUUCUCUCUCACCUACGAUGACAGAGGGUAAUAUUGCAAGGUGGUUGAAGAAAGAGGGCGAUAAAGUUUCUACUGGAGAAGUGCUUUGUGAAGUGGAAACUGACAAAGCGACAGUAGAAAUGGAAUGCAUGGAGGAAGGAUAUCUUGCAAAAAUUUUGCGUGGGGAUGGAUCAAGUGGUGUUCAAGUUGGCGAGAUAAUUGCGAUAACUGUUGAAGAAGAGGAGGAUAUUGCUAAAUUCAAGGACUAUAGUCCAUCAUCAGGUGCUGCUCCAGCAACCCCACCCAAAGAACCGUCUGCUCCAACUCCACCAAAAGAAGAAGUGUCACAAGUAUCUGCUGCUCCAGCAGAGCCUAAAGUUUCCAAGCCUAGUGUGCCUUCUUCAUCUGGAGAUCGUAUUUUUGCCAGUCCGCUUGCCAGAAAACUUGCAGAAGAUCAUAAUGUUUCUCUUGCAAACAUUAAAGGAACUGGUCCUGAUGGACGCAUUGUCAAAGCAGAUAUUGAAGAUUAUCUUGCUUCAAGUGGUAAGGAAGUUUCACAAGCUCCUAAGGCUGCUACCGCCUCAGUUGCCAGUUUAGAUUACACUGACAUCCCUCACUCGCAGAUCAGAAAGGUGACAGCUGCACGGUUAUUGCAGUCAAAACAAACAAUACCACAUUAUUACCUGACUGUAGAUACGUGUGUUGACAAACUCAUGGAAUUGCGUUCCCAGCUAAACUCAUUGCAAGAAGCUUCAGGCGGGAAAAGGAUUUCUGUUAAUGAUCUUGUUAUUAAGGCUGCUGCCUUGGCCCUUAAAAAAGUCCCUCAGUGCAACAGUUCAUGGACCAAUGAUUAUAUUCGCCAGUUCAACAACGUGAAUAUCAAUGUUGCUGUGCAAACAGAAAAUGGAUUAUAUGUGCCUAUAGUCAGGGACGCUGACAAGAAAGGUCUGUCGAGGAUCUCUGAAGAAGUUAAGCAUUUAGCUCAAAAAGCCAAGGAAAACAGCUUGAAGCCAGAAGAUUAUGAGGGUGGUACGUUCACAGUAUCAAACUUAGGAGGUCCUUUUGGCAUCAAGCAAUUUUGUGCCAUUAUCAAUCCACCCCAAGCUGGCAUUCUCGCAGUUGGCUCAGCUGAGAAAAGAGUGGUGCCCGGUGCUGGCCCUGACCAGUUUAAGUUUGCCUCAUUCAUGUCCGUGACACUGAGCUGUGAUCACCGGGUCAUUGAUGGUGCUAUCGGAGCCGAAUGGCUGAAGGCGUUCAAAGGUUACAUUGAAAAUCCGGAGUCAAUGUUGCUUUAAAGUAGGCAACGGUGCUGGAUGGAUACAAUCCAAUUUGUUCACUUCAAAUCCUUCUUUUGUCACAGAAGCAAUUUAUACCUUCCUCUGC